GGGGGUUUAAGUCAGAACUGAGAACCGAGAAGAAUCGAGAGAGUCCACUCCAAAGUAUUUUUGUUUGAUUUUGAAUUAUGAUUUGCCUGCUGUCAGUUGGGUAAAUCACGUGGAUUUACAUACGCCUUUUCAAACCCUCCCCCACCAGAUUCCGCCAUUUACUCUUAACCUACGCUCCGCGCAUCUUAGCCCUUUCCCCUUCUACGUUCCUACUCUCUUAACCUACACCCCAUCCGCGUACUUUAGCUCCCCCCAUGCCGCUAUUUCAAUAUCUUUGUAUAUUCCCCAUGUCCCGAUUCUCUUUUUGUACCAAAAAACCCCACUCCCACAAAAAUAAAAAAGGAAAAAGAAAAAACAAACACUCUUUCUUGACACAAAAAUUAGGGUUUCUUUUGUUCUUAACAGACUGAGCUGCUCACUCACUUUGAAUCGAGGGGGGCUUUCAAAUGCCUUCAAAAUCUCGUGCCAAAUUGUCUCACCGGAACCCUAGAGAGUGCCAGAGUGUAACGCCUUUUGGGCGAUUUUGGCGUGCCCUUGAGUUUGGGAUAUUAGUUUAAUAUAUUCUCCGAUGGCGCCCAGCCGAAGGAAAGGCGCCAGUAAGGCGGCUGCUGCCGCCGCCGCUCGUCGCCAAUGGAAAGUCGGUGAUCUUGUCCUCGCUAAAGUCAAAGGUUUCCCUGCUUGGCCGGCCACGGUAAGUGAGCCUGAGAAGUGGGGCUAUUCAUCUGAUUGGAAGAAAGUUUUAGUUUACUUUUUUGGAACCCAGCAAAUAGCCUUCUGUAAUCCUGCUGAUGUUGAAGCAUUUACAGAAGAGAAGAAGCAAUCUCUUUUGAUCAAACGUCAGGGGAAGGGUGCAGAUUUUGUUCGUGCAGUCCAGGAAAUUAUUGACAGUUAUGAGAAGUCAAAGAAGCAGGAUGAGAUUAAUAAUCAUAAUUCUUCUGAUAGAGUCACUCAGGCAAAUUGUAGGAAUUCAGUGGACUCAUCUGCAUCAAAGGAUCUGACUGACACUUGUGAGGCAACACUAGAGUUUCGAUUAGGAACUUCAAAUGCUGUUACAAAUCGAAAUGAUCCAGGUCUUGCAACUGAGGUUGCUCAAGUUGAGCCAAAAAUAGAUGGUCUGUGUGAAAAAGAAUCUGUCUCAGAGCAACCUCCGGAUAUGAUGUUGGUUAAAGAGACAACCAUGUUAACAACAUACUCAUCAAGAAAAAAGUCUGGAGGUUUACGAUCUCAAAAACCUGUUGCACAGCAGAAGGCACCACCAGUUCGAAGGGCUAGAAGCUCAUCAAGGGUGGAAUCCUCUAGAUUCCAGAACUUUAUGAUAUCAUCUAAUGAUGUUAGGACUGGCUGUGAUGUAUCAGGAAAUUUGAUCCAGAAUGGAUCCCUAAGGAGGAAUAAACGAGUCAGGAAGUCUGCAGAUUCUUCUGAGAGUGAUGAUGUCGACUCAUCGGUGUUAAUGUCGAAUGGUAGCACUGAUGAUAAUGGGUCGGAAAUUGCUACUGUUGAUUCUGAUGCGGUUAGUUUGAAUGAAGGCAGCACUAUGGAUUCUAGUUCUAAACCUGAACACUCUGAGCCUGUUGUUGAGUGUUUGAAGGGAGAUGUUGAGCUGAGCAAAGGGCUUGAUUUUCAAAUAAAGGCUGUUGUCAUUAAGAAGAAAAGGAAACAGAUUAGAAAGCGGGUGAAUAAUGACUCUGCUGAGCCUCCUGCUAGAACAGAUGGAGAAACAGAUCUGGAUUUAGGAAUCAAUAAUACUAGGCAAAAUUUUGGGAAUACAUGUGAAAAUUUAAAUGAGAGAUAUUCCAAAGAUGAGGGAGAUGAGCACCUACCAUUGGUGAAAAGAGCGAGGGUUCGCAUGGGCAAACUGUCAGCUGCUGAUGAGUUCACUAGUUCUUCACCAACUGAAGAAAACCCUUUUAAUGAAGGUGGAGUCAAUUCAUUGGAGCAGAUGAGUCCGUCAUCAACCUGUCGAAAUGAUCCUUCUACUGAUAGGGACGCUUUAGCGUUGAAGGGAGCUUUGGUUAAUGUAUCACCUUCAAAGGUUGACACUCAAGAUCAAGGAAGUAGGCCAGAAUCUUGGAAAGCUGUGAGAAAUCAGUUAGGCUGUUUGGCAGGCAGCGAAGCUGCCUUGCCUCCAUCUAAACGCCUCCAUCGUGCAUUGGAAGCCAUGUCAGCUAAUGCUGCUGAAGAUCAGGCAUGUGAUGAACAUUCGCCAACCAUGAAAACAUCAGAUGAUCGAUCUCAUGGUUCUCCAAUGGUAAGUUGCUCUCAUAUAACUGUUGGGGACAAAGAGGCUAAUGGGUUGGAGCAACGUGGGAUGGAUUUGAUUGUGAAUAGUGAUUCUGGCAUCUUUUCCAUAUCAAACCCAAUACCUUCGGAUAAAUUUGCCAAAUCUUCUUUGGAACCAGAUAUUUGCGGUCAACCUGCCAAGAGUCCUAACAAUCAAAAGCAUGAAUCCCAUAAGGAUGUCUUUGUGGAGCCUUUGAACCAUUUUGAUUGUGAUACUCAUAAAGGCCUAAGUUUAGAACAUUUGUCCCCUAAUCCUGAUAAAAACCAAGGUAGCUUCACAGUGAAUUGUGGUUCUUCCGAUCAGCAGUUGCCUUCAGGGGAUGAUUCUGUCGCUGAACCUGUUGGCUUGAGCAAUUUUAGGGCUGAAAAUCCUGAUAAACAGUUUAAUACUUCAGAACAUGCUGGCAUGAGUUUGGAUCCUGUUAUAGGGACUGAGAAAACUGAUAAAGUUUCACCUCAGGGUGAUUCAAAUACGUUUCAGUGCACUGCUGAGCAUACCAGUCAUGAGAAAAGUGAGUCAUUGAAGUCUCAAACUGGUGACAGCUGCUUAGUCAACAGCAUGUGUGAGGUUGUGGAAGAGUUUCAACCUGAACCAGGGAAGAAGACAUCUUCUAGUCUGAUUUGUGAUGACAACUCAGACAAGGAUGGUGCAGGUAUACAGUUAAGUCUAUCUUCAGCUGAUGGGGUAGAUUCUCCUGCCAGGGUCUCUCCUUCCAAUGCCUCAAUUUGCCAUGUUUCUACCUCAGAGAGUGCUAAUAAUAUUCAAAGCAAUGGGUAUUGUAGUCCAAAUAUUCACUCUUGUCCCAACAAAUCUUUAUGUGUUUCAAUUACUGACGAUGAAGGUAGAACUGACUCUGUGGCCUGUGAAAGACCAAAAUCAGUCAGUAAGUUCAGUAAUUACACCGAAGCGCAUGCUGCUCUGUCAUCCUUUGAAAAUAUGCUUGCAAUCUUAACAAGGACAAAGGAGAGUAUUGCUCGUGCAACGCGCAUAGCAAUUGAUUGUGCAAAAUUUGGAGUCUCUGCUAAGGUUGUGGAAAUUGUUGCACGAAAUUUGGAACGUGAGUCGAGCUUACACAAACGGGUGGACUUGUUCUUUCUUGUGGAUUCCAUUACUCAGUGCUCCCGAGGUUUGAAAGCAUGGUAUCCAGGUGAUGUUGGUGGCAUCUACCCUUCAGCUAUUCAAGCUGCACUGCCUCGUAUACUCAAUUUUGCAGCUCCCCCUGGGCCUAGUGGACAGGAAAAUCGUCGGCAGUGCUUAAAGGUUUUGAGAGUUUGGCUGGAAAGAAGAAUCCUUCCAGAAUCUGUUGUUCGCCAACAUAUACGAGAGCUUGAUUCACUUAGUGUUUCAUCUUCUGGUGGUGCCUUUUCUCGCCGUUCAGCUAGAACUGAGAGAGCGUUGGAUGAUCCUGUCAGAGACAUGGAGGGUAUGCUUGUUGAUGAGUAUGGCAGCAAUUCAAGUUUUCAGCUUCCUGGAUUUUGUAUGCCCCGAAUGCUCAAGGAUGAGGAUGAGGAUGGGGGAAGUGAUUCUGAUGGAGGGAGUUUUGAGGCUGUCACACCUGAACACUAUUCUGGAACCCCUGAAAAACAAGAGGCAAAUCCUGCAACUGAAAAGCGCAGACACAUUUUGGAAGAUGUUGACGGUGAACUUGAAAUGGAGGAUGUUGCUCCCUCUGAGAUUGAAAGGAGUUUAAUCAGUGGUGCUACUGGAGUCAAUACUGCACAAACUUCACGAGAGCAGUGUGAUCAGCACUUUCCAUUGCCAUUUGCCCCUCCUUUACCUCAAGAUGUGCCUCCAUCAUCACCACCAUUGCCAUCGUCCCCGCCACCACCUGCGCUGCCACCCCCACCCCCGCCACCUCCAAUUGCUCCUCCUUGUCCCAUUUCUGAUCCCUAUGCAAACAUUGUUGAUUCAACAAUUCAUACAAAUAUACAUAAUAGGGAAGAUGAUUUGCGAUCUACAGUUCCACCAUCAGUUGCACCCAGAAUUAAUUCAACAAUGUGCACCAAUACAGUCCCUUAUCAUUGGCCUGAAUCUCGAGAUCUUCCAGUCCCUGUGCAGGUUUCCAAUUGUAAUACCUCUUUCAACAGUUACCCUGUACGUCCAGUGAAUAAUAUGCAACAACCUGAUGGUCCUAACUUUCAUCACAAUGCCUAUCCUCCGCGACCUACUUAUCCUGCACCAUCAAAUCAAUUCUCAUAUGUUAAUCCAGGCCAGCAUAUGAAUUCAAUGAGGGAUGCCCCACCUCCUCCCUACUCCAACAGAUACUAUUCACUCAACAUGGAUGGGGGAACUUAUUAUAAUAGCCAUGAGAGAAUGAAACAGGCCCCAAAUGAACUUAGAGAGAGCUGGAGGUUUCCUCCACCACCUUUCCCUGGUCCGCAGUAUGCUGAUAAAGCCAAAGCAUCAUAUGGUCACGGUUCAUAUGGUGGGCCCCAAUGUGAGCCAACAAGGUUUCCAAACCAAGGAUGGGGCUUCCACCCCCCUGCAAUGAAUCAGUGCAACUCCUUCCCUGUCAGACCACCUCCAGAAGGUGUGAUUCCUGUUGGAUCUAGAGCUCCAAGCAUUUGGCGGCCAAGAUGACCAAAUAUUACCAAGCAGCUUUAAUUGAUAUAAACCCCUUUUCUCGCGGCUUGUUGAAAAGAGUUGAGUCUUUUUAUGGCCCUAUAUUGUGUGGGAUGCAAGGAACAGAUAAUUCAUAUAUGAAUUUGGAGCGAAGAUCAGCACCAUCAGCGUUGCCGAUACUGAUUUUGUAAAUAUGUAAUCUAGCACCUCUACAAUUUACUGGGGAGGACAGUAAGACGAGCCUUACUGUAGAGAUUAGGGAGAGAAUUGUACUUAACUCUAGGUUGUAUUGUAUCAAAAUUUUUAUUUAUUUAUUUGUUUGUUUGUCUUUAUUUCAUCAUCGUCCCAAUAGGAACUUUAGCAAAAAUUUUUAUUGGGCCAUUCCCUAGAAACUUUUUUGCUUGGCACCCUCCCUUAGCUAGUUCUUUUUACCACCCCAUUUUGACUGUAAACAGUCUUUGCUAUUUUGUUAGUACCGUGGCAGAACCUCAGUGGAUCAGAAUGAACCAAAUGUAAUCUAGUUUCUUCAUUUUUAUUGUCUCAAAUAUUUGUACACAUAUACACGAAUUUUCCCAUCACGAGCACAAACUUUGAAAAUUAUCUGCCUUGAUAUGUUUUCAGAUCUGUUGUGCUGCCUCAAAGAUGUUUGAAAUCUCGAAUGGUUUCAUAUCUUUUAAAAAUGAAAAUGUUUUAUGGUAUGGAUCGUUUUAUAAUUUGGAGGAUAAAUCAAGAUUUGGUGUUUUGUAAAAAUAAAAAAUGAGAUUUGACGGAGUCGUGGACAAAAUUUUUAAACAGUGUUUGUUUUCGCCCUUCAAUUUAUUUGAUAGAUAGUUCUGCACUUUGAUUAUUGUUUGCUGCCACUCUUGCGGGCAACAAACCACUUCUCUGACUGUGUCUGACUAACAGCCUGAUUUACCAUUUGUAUUUUUUCAAUCAAAAUUUCAUUUCUUUUUGUUCGGCUUUGAGUAAAAGCAUCCAUCCACCAACUAUGUUUGACAUUUUUUUUUUCCCUUUCUCGGCCUUUUCCCCGAAUUUGUUAAGUUUUCAUCAAGGUUUCAAGGAGAAAAACAAACUUUGAAAGAGCGUUUUAGUUUUAAGAUUGGAUUGGAUUCGCUUAUAAUUGCCAACCUUGAGAGAAGUCAAAAAGAUUACUUUGGACUACAAAAUUUCCUUGUUAAGCUCAAUAAAUUGUAUCAUCGUUGCUCAUCGCAUCAAUGUCUUUAUUAUAGCAUAAGCUUCUUUACUCUGCAAAUUACAAUUACAUACCCAGCUGAUAAGAUAAGCCGAGAUCUCUUCCUUCAAUUUGUGUUGUAGACAUAUCCAAAAUUCCCAAAGUUUGAAUCCAACCCAGGAAACCAAAAUGGG
Durio zibethinus is the source of this 6208-nucleotide messenger RNA. NCBI's taxonomy places the organism in Eukaryota, Viridiplantae, Streptophyta, Magnoliopsida, Malvales, Malvaceae. The record is from RefSeq and is a predicted model, not a curated record.